This is a messenger RNA of Mustela lutreola (European mink), 2440 nucleotides long. RefSeq names its product acylglycerol kinase (gene AGK). Lineage: Eukaryota; Metazoa; Chordata; Mammalia; Carnivora; Mustelidae. Gene Ontology annotation, molecular function: ATP-dependent diacylglycerol kinase activity; ceramide kinase activity; acylglycerol kinase activity. Gene Ontology annotation, cellular component: mitochondrion; TIM22 mitochondrial import inner membrane insertion complex. The transcript has 16 exons. Gene Ontology annotation, biological process: protein insertion into mitochondrial inner membrane; ceramide biosynthetic process. Bases 325 to 1590 code for a protein of 421 amino acids. The record is from RefSeq and is a predicted model, not a curated record.
AUUUUGUCAUCAGUGAAUAUGACCAUGUAACCAUUUCUUAGUUUUAGAGGUGACUGGUACUAAUCCUUUGUCAUUCGCAUGUUUUCAGUUAACUAGAAGGUGAGCGUUUUCACACAGCCAUUUGCACUUGCCCUGUGAAUUUUCUGUGCAUGUUCUCUGCUUAUUUUCCUUUUGAGGGGCUAGUGUUUUCCUUUAUUUUGAAUGAGCCCUUCAGAGUCCUUUAUAUGUAACAGACAAAUACUCUUUAACAGUGGUAGAGUGACUGCAGGGAGACAGGAAAAGCGGGAAGCCUGGAAUUCGCUUCUCUCAUAUCCUUAGGAGAAGAUGACCGUGUUCUUUAAAACACUUAGAAAUCAUUGGAAGAAAACGACAGCUGGGAUCUGCCUGCUGACAUGGGGAGGCCAUUGGCUAUAUGGAAAGCACUGUGACAACCUGCUAAGGAGAGCCGCCUGUCAAGAAGCUCAGGUGUUUGGCAAUCAACUCAUUCCUCCCAACGCACAAGUGAAGAAGGCGACUGUUUUUCUCAAUCCUGCAGCUUGCCGAGGCAAAGCAAGGACUCUAUUUGAAAAAAAUGCUGCCCCGAUUUUACACUUAUCUGGCAUGGAUGUGACUGUUGUUAAGACCGAUUAUGAGGGCCAAGCCAAGAAACUCCUGGAACUGAUGGAAAACACAGAUGUGAUCAUUGUUGCGGGAGGAGAUGGGACAUUGCAGGAGGUUAUUACUGGCGUUCUUCGAAGAGCAGAUGAGGCUUCCUUCAGUAAAAUUCCCAUUGGAUUUAUCCCAUUGGGACAGACCAGUAGUUUGAGUCCUACCCUCUUUGCUGAAAGCGGAAACAGAGUCCAACAUAUUACAGAUGCCACCCUUGCCAUUGUGAAAGGAGAGACUGUUCCACUUGAUGUCUUGCAGAUCAAGGGUGAAAAGGAACAGCCCGUGUUCGCAGUGACCGGCCUUCGAUGGGGAUCCUUCAGAGACGCCGGCGUCAAAGUUAGCAAAUACUGGUAUCUCGGGCCUCUAAAAACCAAAGCAGCUCACUUCUUCAGCACUCUUAAGGAGUGGCCUCAGACACAUCAAGCAUCCAUCUCGUACACGGGACCUACAGAGAGACCUCCCAGUGCAGCAGAAGAGAACCCUCCUCGGCCCUCUUUGUAUAGGAGAAUAUUACGCAGGCUCGCGUCCUACUGGGCGCAGCCGCAGGACGCCCUUUCCCGAGAGGUGAGCCCCAAGGUCUGGAAAGAAGUGCAGCUGUCCACCAUCGAACUGUCCAUCACGACGCGGAACAGUCACCUUGACCUGACGAGCCAAGAAGACUUCAUGAACAUCUGCAUUGAACCUGACACGGUCAGCAAAGGAGACUUCAUAACCAUAGGAAGCAGAAAGGUGCGGGACCCCGGGCUGCGUGCGGCCGGCACCGAGUGUCUCCAGGCCAGCCAGUGCACUCUGCUGCUUCCCGAGGGAACAGGGGGCUCUUUCAGCAUUGACAGUGAGGAGUACGAGGCGAUGCCUGUGGAGGUGAAGCUGCUCCCCAGGAAGCUGCAGUUCUUCUGCGAUCCCAGGAAGAGGGAACAGUUGCUGCCCAGUGCGGCCCCGUGAGCUAUCAAGGUGGGGAGCCGGCCGCCCCCACGCUGCACUUUAGGCCUCCGAUGGGACCAGAAGCCUCCCCUGUCCCCGCAGUGUUGUCCCAGGACCCCAGGGCACCUCCAUGGCAUGCACCCUGCCCUCGCAGCGCUUCCCCCUACUCCGAGCUUCCCGCUAGCGCAUGCUCAGCCUUCGCUGCGCCCCCCUGCCCCCUCCUCCAGUGGUUUGCCCCAGGGGGGUCCGGAGAAGCCCACCUGCGCAGGCUGGGAAAGGGCUAGACCUCCUUGGUCCCCAUGCGUGCAGCCACAGUCCAGGCCUCCCUGGUUUCGCCCGGGACUUGAGGGGGUGCGGGUGCCUGCCCUCUCCACUGCCGUCCGUUUUCUAGGCUUCUCCAUGGGUGCUGCUACUUUCUGAGCUCAGAUUCGAAUUAAGCUUGUUUCAAUCCAACGACCUGGGAGGGGUUUUUGUCUUCAGCCCUCACUAAGAAACUUAGUUUGUAUUAUUUUUUAAUUAGUGCUUAACUAUGGGUUUGCAUGAGAACCACCUAGGAUGCAUGUUAAAAACUGACAGGCUUGGGGCUCACUCCAAACCUGGUCACUCAGUCUGGGAGUGGAGCCCAGGAAUCUGCAUUUGUAAAAAGCAGGCACCCUCCCCAGGUGCUUCUACUCCAAGAGGUCCCCCAACCUCACCUGUUCACCAUUGUAAAGCAUAACCCCCCAUUAUGCUUACGCACCCCCAAGAGUAUUUUGAAAGAUCAUGUAUCCCCCUUCUAGAUGUCAACUUAAGAGUUGCCAAAGUAUGUGUUUCCUGGUGUCAUGUAAAUAUUGAUUAUUUUAAAAUAAAACUGCUAUAUCACUCUUUUAAA